This is a messenger RNA of Biomphalaria glabrata, 3288 nucleotides long. Its product is annotated as neuronal acetylcholine receptor subunit alpha-7-like. Gene Ontology annotation, cellular component: membrane; synapse; neuron projection. Lineage: Eukaryota; Metazoa; Mollusca; Gastropoda; Planorbidae. Gene Ontology annotation, molecular function: transmembrane signaling receptor activity; extracellular ligand-gated monoatomic ion channel activity; neurotransmitter receptor activity. Gene Ontology annotation, biological process: signal transduction; nervous system process; monoatomic ion transmembrane transport. The coding region runs from base 1151 to 2479 and encodes 442 amino acids. The transcript has 9 exons. The record is from RefSeq and is a predicted model, not a curated record.
GUGAAUAUGUGGGUCAAACUCAGACACUGGCAAUGUCUGGGGGGUUGCAGUGAGACCAAGGGAGCUUAUGCCUUGAGCCUCAACGUGUUCACCCUUUGGCUUUGGGGGACACUUACAUAAACACUGCUUCUCAGUUUAGGGGGUUAGAUUAUUUUGUGUGUGCGUGUGCUGGUUUGAUUUCGUGGAUUAUUGUUGUACAGGUUUAUUCAUGGCUUGAUUUUUUAUUUCAUUAGUUUUACUUGUUGGAUAACUAUUUAUGGAUUAUACGGAUAUGGAUUUGUGGAUUGAGUUGAUAUCUAUGCAAGGAUAAUAAAGAUAUUGAUUUGUGGACUGGUAUGAUAUAUAAAUGAAUGGUUAUAAAGAUAUCAAUUUCUGAAUUGAGUUGAUAACUAUAUAUGAAUAAUAAAGAUAUCGAUUUGUCGAUUGAGUUGAUAACUACUUAUGGAUUAUAAAGAUAUCCAUUUGUAGAUUGAGUUGAUAUCUAUGUAUAUAUAUAAACCAUAUCUAUUCAUGAAUUAAAACCAUAUGAAUGGAUAGUCAUUAAUAAAAUAUGAGUUUUGAUAACCAAUAUGUAGAAACUUCUUUUACAGCGUUAGAAAGCAUUUCGAAAAAUGUCCUAAGUGUUGAAGACAUAUCUCUUUCUUGACUUCUUUGCAGACCUAGAUCAACAGUUUGGGCGACGGAAUUGGGCCAUUAAAAAUAGCUCAGGUGAAGACUACAAAAGUUAAGCUCAGUCUGCGAAACAAUUCAUUAUUUGUCUUAAGACGGGAUCGAUAUCUAUGACACAGUGGGCGCAUGUUCUAUCAUCCACACCACAAGCAGGUUGGAUCUAAAUCAUCAUUAAUUAAUGGUCGGUCAUGUUCUAAUGUGAUGGUGCGAUUUCUUAAAUGCAUUGAGCUACGGAGAAGACUAUUUGGUCCAGCGGGUUAAAAAAAAUCUGGUCACGUCUGCGUGUACAGAUGAGACGUUACAAUACAUCCAUUCACAAUUGCUUGUAACCUACAGCAAAGUAAAUAUUAAUUAAUUCAUCGGGUGAUUCGUUAGGAACUGCUCAGGUCAAUAUUGAUUACGUCAUCGCUGAGGAUUUUUUAAAAAAUAAAUUUCCUACGAGUUGUUGCCAGAAUGUUCUAAGUGAAUUGUGUUCGAUGGAAUGAACAAAAUAAUGACAGCGGAGAUAUUGAGAAGAAUCUUCCAAUUAUGUGCAAAGACAAUCUGCUUUUGUUUUUUUGUAACCAUGACAACAGGUGAAUGCUGUGGGGGAGCUGACGAUAUGAAGCGCCUUCAUGCUGCCCUGUUGGGCAACUAUAAUCCGGAUGUACGCCCCUGCACCAACUACAGCAAGCCCCUGAACAUAACAGCCACCCUCCACUUGUCAACCGUGCAGGACCUGGAUAUCAAAAAUCAAGUCAUGAAACUGAUUGGAUAUAUUUCUUUUACUUGGAUAGACGAGCAAUUACGUUGGAAUGAGUCGGACUAUGGUUACAUUACAGAUAUGUUGUUACCACAGAAAAAAAUAUGGAGACCCGACAUGGCCAUUUAUAAUUCAGUGGAUGAACGAGUUUUUCUGGGCAAUGAAGAAACAUUAGUUGUGAUUACUUCCAGAGGCGAAGUCAGGUGGGAACCCGUCAUCAACAUGGGGCUCACCUGUAAGGUGGAUAUUUCCAAGUAUCCUUUUGACCAGAACACCUGUAAAAUUGACCUCAUGUCUUGGAUGAAUGACAACACCUCUGUCAAUUUGAUGACCCCUGAUGACCCUAUCAUCGAGUCUGAACUGAUCCCAAAUGGUCAGUUUUGGAUAACAGGCGGAGGCAUUGAGACCGGCAGCUCCAUCACCAACAAUAAAUAUUAUUUUUAUAUAACUUUUAAACUGCUACUUAAGAGACGGCCUAAUUACCUGGUCCUUACACUUCUGAUUCCGGUCACUCUCUUGGCGGUCCUGUGUGUUGUUUCCUUUCUCCUGUCUCCCGAGGAACCAGAGAAAGUGUCGGUAGCCAUCACUGUCCUCUUGUCCUUCACUGUGUUUCUGGGUGUGGUGGACAAUGACAUUCCAGAAACGUCGGACAAUUUAUGUUUAAUUGUGGCGUACGUCGUGUUGCUGCUGGUCCUCUCGUUUCUGUGCGUGGUGGGCAACGCUGUGGUGGUGGUCGUGCAUAAGAGAGAUGUGAAAACACAUCAAAGUUCCAUAACUCUGCAUGAAAACACUCCGUCGUCUGCUGUUUUCAUUUCCGCUCUAACGACGUCUGCUAGUGCUAAGCCCGUCACCAUGGCAACAAGUAAACAAGAAAACAAUGGAAGCUCUACCCAGCAUUCGAUAGAUCAAAACUCAAACUUGAAUGGAAAUAUUCAAAAGGAAAAUCGGUCUCCGAACAGUGCUGAGAAGUUAAGCAGAGCGAGUAGACUGAACAAGUGUUGCCUGGUCUGGAACAGUGUGGCCUUGACCUCUAUCAUUAUUGUGUUCUUAAUUCUGAUGAUGUAUUAAUUCAAACUGGCUCGAACGUGAUGGAAGAAUUAAUCAAACUUUUAGUGCAAGAACAUUUCCGUUUCUCCGCCAUGCUUGCAGCUCUACAAUAUGUGAAGGCUACGGUGGACGCCUCAAGAAAGGCAGCCAAGUGUGACGAAUCCUCUGAUUUUGAGAGUAGGAUAUGGGGGCACCGCUACUGAUUGUUAAGACUGUUAAACGAUUUUACAAGCAUUGACCUGCUAGUCCAGUUGAUAGUUGUGUUUAGUGUUCGCUUUUAUGUCAUCAACCCCUCUCCCACUCUCUCUCUCCCUCUCUCUCUCUCUUUCUCUCCCUCUCUCUCUCUCUCUCUCUCCUCCACCUGUUAUUGAGCUUCGCAAGGGAAACUUCUCAUGAGGCAAAAUGAACUAUGAACUUUGCCCUUACAUCUGAACAUGUUAAAUGUUCACGACGCUGACUAAAUCAGACGUAAGCAAUGACCAGCCUUUUGUAAACAUUUUCAUUUUUCUUCCCCCACUUGAAAUCGCCUCGAAUUCGUUGCACGUGCAACGUACACAUCAGAAAAUCUGCAGCCGUGUAGGUGUGUGAAUUCCAGACUCUCGUCUCUAUCAGAGAGAGAAGCUAAAAUAAGUGUGCAGUGACGCGUGAAGACUUGUGUUCAUGAUUUACUGUUGUAGUCUAGAGAUUUAUUCAUCUACAAUGCAGACUGGUUAUACUGUGACACGUCUAGACAAAGUGUUUCAUUUGAUUUUAUUUCAUUUGAUUUUAUUUCAUUUGAUUUCAUUUCAUUUGAUUUCAUUUCAUUUGAUUUCAUUUCAUUUGAUUUCAUU